AUGUCUAAGUUAAAUUAUGCAGUCAAUUUGUACCUGAAGGAUAUUCUGAAUUACAGGUCGUAUCUGGCGUUCCGCCACCCGACCAGCCAGGGGCUGCGCAGCUCGCUGUUCGCACCCUUCUGCAGCAGCGUGUGGGUGGCCAGCGGUGCCGUCUGGCUUCUUAUCAUGAGCUCGCUGCGGCUCAUCACGUGGAUCGGCUCGCGCCAGGCGGGCAGCAUCGUGCAGGCUGAGAGCUCCUGGGGCGCCGUCGUCGUCUUCGCCGCCUGCGCUAUUGGCUUACAAGAUAAGGUUGCUGAGAUGAAUAUUUAUGGUGAUGAUGGCUUAGGCAUCAAUGUAUCAUUUCAGGAAGAUAAAGUGUUUGACAGUGAAUUGAUGUGUAAUUUUGUUGAAGCUGUUCUAUUGAUACGUAAGGCCGUGGUGCGUUGCGCAGGCACAACGGAGCGGUCGCAGUGGCUGUCGUGGCGCGUGGUGCUGCUGUUCACGUUCCUGCUGUCGCUGAUGCUCAACACGUACUACGGCGCCGCCGUCGUGGGGUCACUGCUCGUACCGCCGCCCAAGACCAUUCGUACGCUGCGACACCUGAUAGACAGCCCCAUACAGGUCGGCAUUGAGGACAUCGGCUACAAUCGUGACUACCUUGAGAAAUCGACAGAUCCAGUUGUGCGCGAGCUGUUCGUACGCAAGGUGUUCCCGCCGACAGCGAAACGGCCAGCCUACUACCAGAUCGAUGUGGGCGUGGAGCGUAUGCGCACGUCGCUGUUCGCAUUCCAGGCGGAGGCGGUAACGAUGUACCCGCUCAUCCUGCGCACGUUCAGCGAACGCGGGAAAUGCGCGCUCUCAGAGAUCAUCCUGGUGCCCCACGGCAUGACCUAUCUUGCAGUCCCCAAGGGCUCGCCGCUGCGGGAGCACAUGUCGUACGGGCUACGCAAAGUGUGGGAGAGUGGGCUGCUGAACUACCAGGAGCGCAUCUGGCACCCGCCGCGGCCGCCCUGUCUGCAGGCGGGAGAGGCGGAGAGCAUCCGCAUCAUGUCGGUGGCACCGGCAUUCCUCAUAGCCAUUGCAGGCAUCCCGCUCGCCUGCCUCAUCGCCUGCAUCGAGCAACUCAGGUCCGAGUUCGAGGAAAUAUUUCUAGCUCUAUCUACUUCAGUCUCUCUUUCCUAA
Messenger RNA from Schistocerca piceifrons (Central American locust), 1161 nucleotides. RefSeq lists its product as uncharacterized. The transcript is spliced from 6 exons. The record is from RefSeq and is a predicted model, not a curated record. NCBI's taxonomy places the organism in Eukaryota, Metazoa, Arthropoda, Insecta, Orthoptera, Acrididae. Bases 1 to 1161 code for a protein of 386 amino acids.